AUUCCAUUGGACUGGUGAGGUUGUAAACACGUUAACUUGCCAGUCACAAAGCGACUGUGCGUGCAUUCUGUCAGUAUUUUAGCAGGAAGAUACAUCAUGUCGUCUCUUCUGAUCCCCAACAUUCCGGCGCCCGGUUUUUCUUUCGAUAACUGUCAGAGAAAUGCGUUCCUUGCUCAGAAGGGAUAUGCAGCUCCAAAGGCAACGAAGACUGGAACGACAAUUGUCGGUAUAGUAUUCAAGGAUGGUGUCAUCCUUGGCGCAGACACCAGAGCAACGGAGGACACAAUAGUAUCGGAUAAGAACUGCAGCAAGAUUCACUUCUUGGCUCAAAAUAUGUAUUGCUGUGGUGCCGGAACAGCAGCUGACACCGAAAUGACGACGCAGAUGAUCGCGAGUCAGCUAGAGCUACAUCGCCUCAACACUGGUCGUAUCGUACCUGUCGCAACAGCCAACAUGAUGCUGAAGCAACUACUGUUCCGUCACCAAGGACACAUUGGGGCUGCGCUUGUCCUCGGCGGUGUUGACCUGAUGGGACCCCAUCUCCAUUGCAUAUAUCCCCAUGGGUCAACCGACAAACUACCAUAUUGCACAAUGGGAUCUGGAUCUCUUGCUGCUAUGGCUGUAUUUGAGAGUAAAUGGAAGCCGAACCUUACAGAGGAAGAGGGUAAAAAUCUCGUUGCGGAUGCAAUCAGGGCCGGUAUCUUCAACGAUUUGGGAUCAGGAUCGAACGUAGACGUCUGCGUGAUCCGAAAGGGUUCGGUUGACUAUAUCCGGCCUUUUGAUGUGGCCAACAAGAAGGGGCAGAAGCAGGGAUCGUACCGCUACAAGCAGGGUACGACGGCUGUGCUAAGCAAGGUUGUGCGCCCUGUGAUAAUCGAGAAGACGGUGAUCCGCAGGAUCGAGCAGGAGUCUAUGGACACGUCGUCGUGAACGGAAGGACGAUGGGAGAAUAAAGAACGUGAAUAAACCAUUUAAAAUUAAAUACACAAGGAAUAAUCGUUAGUUUUGUUCCGUUUUUGUAUUAAAUAUCUGGAAAUAAAUUUCAAUCAUACUCUGA
This is a messenger RNA of Neodiprion fabricii, 1057 nucleotides long. RefSeq names its product proteasome subunit beta type-7 (gene Prosbeta2). Gene Ontology annotation, molecular function: threonine-type endopeptidase activity. The record is from RefSeq and is a predicted model, not a curated record. Gene Ontology annotation, cellular component: proteasome core complex. Bases 97 to 930 code for a protein of 277 amino acids. The transcript has 4 exons. Lineage: Eukaryota; Metazoa; Arthropoda; Insecta; Hymenoptera; Diprionidae.